Messenger RNA from Monopterus albus (swamp eel), 1939 nucleotides. RefSeq names its product 4-hydroxyphenylpyruvate dioxygenase-like (gene hpdl). The transcript has 5 exons. Gene Ontology annotation, biological process: aromatic amino acid metabolic process. Lineage: Eukaryota; Metazoa; Chordata; Actinopteri; Synbranchiformes; Synbranchidae. The record is from RefSeq and is a predicted model, not a curated record. The coding region runs from base 223 to 1563 and encodes 446 amino acids. Gene Ontology annotation, molecular function: 4-hydroxyphenylpyruvate dioxygenase activity.
UUACACUUCACCAGGUUACACCACAGGUUAUUUUAAAAUGUUGGCGCAAUAUAUAGGCCUAUUCAGUAUUUUAAUAGGCACACAAUUACAAAAUUUUGAGUCAUAAAAAUGAACAUUAUAUGGUUAUAACUUAAAAACAGUUCAGUACAGUUUAAUAAUCCGUAUGUUAUCUGGUUCCAUGAUUUUUGGCCACGCCUCCUCCAAAAACGUCACACCUCAAACAUGGCCGCUUACUUGAACCGGUUACAUCACAUUUCGCUCCAAGUUUCUAACGCGGAGAAAACAGCAAAGGACCUUGUCUCUAAAUUCAAGUUUAAUUUGUUUGCUGCGAGACUAACUGACAACUCCAGGCAGCUGGCAUUAAGAAAAGGAGCAGCCAUUUUCGUCGUAAAUGAAAGACAAAACCAGAGCAGUGUCAGAUUGAAUGGAGAGAUACAAGGCAUCACACACAAAAUUUCACCCGAUCCAAGACGGGUCACCGUGAGGAAGUACAACCAGGAUGAUUCAACCAAAUGCCUUUACGAUGUCAGCCCACAUUACUCGGUGGAUACUGUGAACAACGUGUGUUUCGAGGUGGACGAUGUGGAAAGGUCAUUCAGGGCUCUUCGUCAUAUGGGCUGCAAUUUCCUGGUGCCUCCCACCACAGUUCAGGACGAGGGUGGUCUUGUCACCUACUCCGUGUUAAAAUCUAUUGUGGGUAAUGUGUGCCACACACUAAUUGACAGGACACAAUAUGAGGGAAACUUCUUGCCUGGGUUUAAUGUCAUUGAAAAGAACUGCAGCCUGGAAGAAGAGGACAUGUCUUGUCCAAUCACACAUUUUGAUCACAUAACUUAUGCCUGUCCCAGGAAAUCAACCCACCAGAUCAUGAGGUGGUAUGAGAAGCUCUUAGGUUUUCAGAGGUUUUACAUUGAUAGUGAUGAAGAUGUGGAUGAUGGUUUUGUAGUAAACCAGGAGGGUAUUGGACUUCGUCUGACAGCUAUGGAGUACUGGAAAUGCAGCAAAGCAGGCAUCAUACUUCCCCAUGUCAACAAAAAAGAGCCUGACUGCAAGUUUGUCAUUGCAGAAUCACUGCCAGAACAAGGCAGAAAUCAAGUUGACACCUUCUUGGAACAGCACAAGGCCCCAGGAAUCCAGCACAUUGGGUUGUACACAAAGAACAUAGUCUCUACUGCACAUACAAUGGGUGAAGCUGGUGUGCAGUUUUUCUCUCCUCCUCUUGCCUACUACACUGAGGUGGGAAAACAGCAGGAAAUAGAAGAGGCAGGACACAGCCCCCAGAUGCUGGCGCAGCAUGGCAUUCUCUUGGACACAGACCUGCACCAUGAUCCGUUAUCACAGACAGCAUCCAGCGAAAACAGAAGAUACCUUCUCCAGGUGUUCACCAAGCCCAUCUUUGCAGAGGACACCUUCUUUCUUGAGCUGAUAGAGCGAAGAGGGGCAACAGGUUUCGGAGAGGGUAAUAUCAGGGCACUGUGGAGGUCAGUGCAGGGGUACAUGGAUAAUAAGAGGGGGUAUUCUCAAGGAGAGACAUCCCCAAAAACUGUGCAAACAGCUCAGUAGUGGUCACUCCAAAUGUUUCAGCUGAGAUUUUUUUUCCAUGUUUUUAUAUAUCAAUAUAAGAGCAUUAGGAAAAAAGCAUGAGGUUUUGACAAAUUUGUCAGUCAUGGAUUUGGUGGCAGUGAUACACUGCCAACAAAUUACACAUUAUAUAUUGUAUUAAUAUCUGACUUUGAAGGCAGCUAAACAGAUUAAAGAUACAAAAUUGCACUGUGUGAACCAAGUGGAACAAAAACAGAUACUUGAAAUGUUACAACAAAAAUAUACUUGAUGUAGCAGUAAAAGAAUGUCUUUGUUUACACUGUGUCAAGACAGCUGACUGACUUCCUCAGUAAACCUGUUACUCAUUAAACUGGGAAAAUAAAUCACUGUCCUCAAA